GUGUGUGUGUGUGUGCGUGUCUAUAUGUGUGUGUGUGUGUGUCUAUAUGUGUGUGUAUGUGUGUUCAUAUGUGUGUGUGUCUAUAUAUGUGUGUGUGUGUGUGUGUGUGUGUGUGUGUAUUUGUACGCAGUGGAGGAGAGACGCAGACAUCGAGAGACAGAAAUAUGAACAGCUGAUUGACAAGUACCACACCGAAUACCAGCAACUACAGGACAAGCUGCCCGCUCUGGUGCAGUCUGCCGUACUGGAGCUGAAGGACGAGGUGUCGGCUCUGCAGGAACGGCUGCGAGAGCGUGAGGAGGAAGUGACACGGGUGCGAGAGGAGGUUUCCGAGCGACUGGGACGACUCGUGCGAGAGCAGCAAGAGCAGGUGGAGCAGCUCCAGCACAAACUACAGGAGCAUCAGCAGGAGGCACACCGAGACGUCCAGCAGCUCAGUAAGGAGAACUCCGCUCUACACGAGGAGAACUGUCUGCUGCAGGAGACGGUGAGACGCGAGUGUGAGGAGCGAGCCGAGCUGACGGCCGCCCUGUCCCUGGCGAGAGAGCAGCUGCUGGGUGUCAGACAGACAGCGGCGAACUCCUCCAUCCCCCACAGCUCUGCGUCAUCCUCCCUGCCCAGCCUGAGCGCAGGACACAGCCGAGACGCCGUCACCGGGGGCAGGAGCACAGCGUCAUGGCACGGAAACCCCCGCCAGCUGCUGCCCGCUCUGCCCCGACUCACCACAGAGAGACCCGCCCCUCCGACCGGGACACGCCAUCACAUCAGCACGCUGAAGGGCAGAAAGGACAAACACUCAUGCUGAGACAGACGCUCUCACAGGUCUCUCUCCGUGGAACCAGAAAACGCCGAGAAUACAUUCCUGGAAACCUCUAGACGAAAAGCGCGUCUACUGUGAAGAUUCCCACAGUUCCGUUUGUGUCGCUCCAGAGUUUUGAUGACUUUAUUAUUCUUCUAAAAUGUGUGUGUGUGUGGGGGGGGGUCUAAUAAAGAAUGAGUGUGCGUAAACUUUUGACUGGUAGUGUAC
Ictalurus punctatus (channel catfish) is the source of this 1027-nucleotide messenger RNA. RefSeq names its product GRB10-interacting GYF protein 2. The transcript has 3 exons. The coding region runs from base 47 to 805 and encodes 252 amino acids. NCBI's taxonomy places the organism in Eukaryota, Metazoa, Chordata, Actinopteri, Siluriformes, Ictaluridae. The record is from RefSeq and is a predicted model, not a curated record.